Drosophila nasuta is the source of this 2615-nucleotide messenger RNA. RefSeq names its product G protein-coupled sex peptide receptor (gene SPR). Gene Ontology annotation, cellular component: membrane. Gene Ontology annotation, biological process: G protein-coupled receptor signaling pathway. Gene Ontology annotation, molecular function: G protein-coupled peptide receptor activity. Bases 1050 to 2615 code for a protein of 521 amino acids. Lineage: Eukaryota; Metazoa; Arthropoda; Insecta; Diptera; Drosophilidae. The transcript has 6 exons. The record is from RefSeq and is a predicted model, not a curated record.
GACAUGUAAACAACAGUUGAAUGGCAAACAACGCGCAGACGCGCGGAUAAAGCUGCUACUGGCGGAUACUGCGGAUAAAACUGUGCCGGAUAACACGAACGCUGGGAACAGUAGAAGCAGCAGCAGCAGCAGCGGCAGCAGAAGCAGCAGUAAAAGCAGCAAAGGCAAAGGCAGCAGCAGCAGCUGAAGCAGCAGCAGCAAAGCAGCAUUCGCAGGCAGAAAACGUCGCGACGCGCAUAGAGGAAACUUUUUCAAAUAUAACCAAAGAAAUUUGUUUGUUUUGAUUCAGUCGUUGCGGGUUUUUUUUAAGGCGAGCAGUCACAGUCAGAAGCGAGCCAAAAAACAGUCGAAACCAAAACUAAAAUCGAGUCGAAAAUUGUGUUGAGUUUAAAUAAAUAAACUGAAAUAAAUAUAAUUUUGUAAAUAUUAAAAUAUUUGGCCAAGUGCCCAAAAUCUUUAAAACUAACAUCAACAUCCACCAAAAGAAAAAAACGUAAACCAAAAAGAAAAAUUUAAAAAAGCAAACAAUACUUCAAGAAUUCUUUUUUUUUAGUUUUUUUGUUUUUAAGUAAGUUUUUUUUUUGGAAUUUUUCUUCAGUGCCAAAGUGAAUGAGAAAAGUGAUUUUGCGGCAAUUUGACGGAGCAAAACAGGACGUUCAGAAUCUGCUGGGGCCAAGGACGCUGGAGCACAGUGAGUGAAUACCAAACGGAGGACGAGUAAAAGACCAUCAGAGGAAAAAGAUGAAAGCAGCUGUGCCAAAUUCAAUGAAUGCAACUUCAACGGAGCAGCAACCACAUGAACACGAACAUCAACAAUAACAAGAACAAGCAUAAGCCACCACAGUUGAGCGAGCACUAAAAAAUCAACGAGCAGCAGCAACAGACGGACAGCGGACAUUCCAAGCAACAAGCAAAAAAAAAAAAAAUAAAGGAAAACAACAAAAAGAGAGAUAGAGCGAAGAAAACUCGAUUCGCCUCACUUCGCUUCGCUUUGCUUGUGGCAACAUGUGUUGAUACCGAUCCGAUGUCUGUUAAUUGAACUGCAGGAAAUGUCAACGGCAGUCACGAAAACAUUGACCGCCGCCGCAGCCGCUGCCGCUGCCAUUGCGAUGGCCACCGGUAUGGAUAAUAAUACACUCUAUUCCUACGACAUCGCUGCCGCCAAAGACGUGCUCUAUCCAGCGCAUGGCGGAGCCGCCACAUCGAUGCCCAGCACCACAGCAGCAGCAGCAUCCGGUGUGGCAAACACCACAUCGAGCAUCGCAUCCGCAUCCGUUUCCCUCUCCCUGUCUGCCUCAGCAGCAGUUGCGGCAACAGCAACCGCUGCUGCAGCAGCGGCAGCAGCAGCUGCAAGCAGCACUGUGGAACGUGUGCCAGGCUUAAUGGACGCCGCCUCGGCAGCGGUCAGUCUAAAUGAGACGCGGUUUCUGCUCGUCGAUUAUGCGACGAGCAUGAACGACAGUCUCGACGACGCCUCGUAUCAACAGCAUUUGAGCGCCAGCGCCUGCCGCUCCAUGGAUGGGAAUAACAGCUAUUGGAAUAUCACUUGCGACUCGCCGUUGGGCUACGCUCUGCCGCUGUACGGCUACUGUAUGCCCUUCCUGCUUAUCAUGACCAUCAUCUCGAACUCGCUGAUUGUGCUGGUGCUCAGCAAGAAGAGCAUGGCCACCCCCACCAAUUUUGUGCUAAUGGGCAUGGCCAUAUGCGAUAUGCUGACGGUUGUUUUCCCCGCCCCCGGCCUCUGGUAUAUGUACACAUUUGGCAAUCAUUAUAAGCCGAUGCAUCCGGUCUCAUUUUGUCUGGCCUACAGCAUUUUCAAUGAGAUGAUGCCUGCCAUGUGCCACACCAUCUCUGUCUGGCUGACUUUGGCUCUGGCCGUGCAAAGAUACAUCUACGUUUGCCACGCUCCGAUGGCUCGCACCUGGUGCACAAUGCCGCGCGUGAAGCGCUGCACCUUCUACAUCGCACUGCUGGCGUUUCUGCACCAGCUGCCGCGCUUCUUCGAUCGCACCUACCUGCCCAUGGACAUCGAGUGGAACGGCAACUUGACCGAAGUGUGCCACGUGGAGACAUCGCUGUGGGUGCACGAAUACAUUGGCGUUGAUCUCUACUACACCAGCUACUAUUUGUUUCGAGUGCUCUUCGUCCACUUUCUGCCCUGCAUCAUCCUGGUGACGCUGAACAUUCUGCUGUUUGCGGCACUGCGGCAGGCACAGGAGCGACGCAAGUUGUUGUUUCGCGAGAAUCGCAAGAAGGAGUGCAAGAAAUUGCGUGACUCCAAUUGCACCACUCUGAUGUUAAUUGUGGUUGUCACUGUGUUUCUCAUUGCUGAAAUACCGAUUGCUGUGGUCACCUCCAUGCACAUUGUUAGCUCGCUGAUUAUUGAGUUUCUUGACUAUGGCAUUGCCAACAUAUUCAUCAUGCUAACGAAUUUCUUUCUUGUGCUGAGCUACCCCAUCAACUUUGGCAUCUAUUGCGGCAUGUCGCGACAGUUUCGCGAGACCUUCAAGGAGAUAUUCAUGGGUCGGAUGGCGGGAAAGAAGGACAGUUCGUCAAAGUACUCGAUGGUGAAUGGACAGCGCACAUGCACCAACACCAACGAGACUGUCCUCUAG